Messenger RNA from Oldenlandia corymbosa var. corymbosa, 2434 nucleotides. The record is from the annotation of a GenBank genome assembly. NCBI's taxonomy places the organism in Eukaryota, Viridiplantae, Streptophyta, Magnoliopsida, Gentianales, Rubiaceae.
UUGGGAUCAUACGCCAUAACACCAAAAGCCUUUUUUGUGUGUGCGAAUACACACAUUAUCAUCAAAUACAAAAAUGUGCAUGUGAGUGCGUGUUUCCCAGUUCUACAGUCCACUCUCAACUUCUUACUGAAUGAAUGCUUCCACCCCUUCUCAUCAUUCAUUGAGUAAGUUUCAGGCACUCAAUUGCAUUCAUACAUUUGGCGCGAACACAACAGGCUUAGAGGUAGAGUUUUUUGGGAACUUGGCUUGAUGAUGGGUGGAGUUUAUGGUGUAACCGAUAUUAUGUUCUCAUUUGCCAGAGACAACAGAUUGACAUGAUUUUGUGACUUAUCCUGAGGUGUCAACAUGGCUAAAUCACUGGUGCCCCUGGAUAAAGUUCCAACACAAUUAUACCGCUACACUAACCGCAGCAUCUUCAUCGGCCGAUCACAUAACUUAGAGCCUCUUCCCCGACAUUACAAGUGCCCAGAACAGCCAUUACAUGCUGGAAUUAAUAUAAAGAAAUCAUUCUUUAUGGGCCCACCUACUUUCCGAGACUCGCAUCGGCUAGUUUCUGCACUGGAAUCAGAUGCUUCUCAACCCACGCAACAGGGAUCUGAGAACAUGAAGAGGGAAAAAUUUGAGCAAUGGGACUCACUAAGUGCAAAGUUUGCUGGAGCUUCGAAUCUACCAUUCUUGUUGUUGCAACUACCUCAGAUCAUACUAAAUGCUCGCAAUCUUUUGGCAGGGAACAAUAUGGCACUAUUUGCUGUCCCAUGGCUGGGGAUGUUCACUGGAUUACUUGGAAACCUGUCUUUGCUGUCAUACUUCAUAAAGAAGAGGGAAACUGAGGUAGUGGUGGUGCAAACACUAGGAGUUGUAUCCAUAUUUAUUGUAAUCACACAGCUGGCAAUGGCUGGAGCUAUGCCUCUUCCUCAAUAUGUUGCCACUUCCAUAGUUGUUUUCUUGGGCCUUGUUUUGAAUUUCAUGAAUUAUUUCUAUCUGCUAAACCCUGCAAUCUGGCGUCUUUGGGAAGAUUUCAUUACCAUUGCUGGCCUCUCAGCACUUCCCCAAGUGAUGUGGUCGACUUUCAUUCCUUAUGUACCCAACAGUAUUUUGCCUGGACUGACUGCUUUCAUCAUUGCCGUGCUAGCUGUUGUUACGGCACGGAUGGGCAAACUCUCAGAUAGAGCUACCAAAAUUGUUGGUUCAUUAUCUGGUUGGACAGCCACACUUCUUUUUAUGUGGAUGCCGGUGGCACAAACGUGGACAAACCUCCUGAAUCCUGAUAAUAUCAAAGGUCUAUCUGCAAUCUCAAUGUUGCUUGCAAUGAUAGGCAAUGGACUGAUGAUUCCCCGUGCGCUCUUUACUCGAGAUCUGAUGUGGUUUACGGGGUCAAGUUGGGCAUGCGUCUUCUAUGGAUGGGGCAACCUGCUCUGCUUGUACUGUUUCAAGUGCAUUGGCAAGGAGUUCUUCUGGAGUGCCACAGCAGGCUUUGUAGCUUGGAUAGGAAUCACAUUAUGGAGGGAUGCUGAAGUGUAUGGUCACUCUUCUCCCUUGACAUCUUUGAAGGAACUGGUUUCGGGACAUUAACAGUUCGCUUCUCCACAUCAUCCACCAUGUUGCUUGCUGCUUUCAAAGAUGAGGCUGAAAUGCUAUGCCCCUGAAUAUCAAGAAUGCUAUAGGACUUUGAAUUUGAUAGAGUCGGCUUCUUUAAGCUUGAGGGUGAUCGUAAUGCGCCAUUGUCAAGAGCCUUUCCAGAGAAUGAGAUCUGUUUGUAAUUUGUAGUGAUCUGCAUGCAGAAACCGAACGGACAUCAUGGAAGAAUCUGCUGGUUCAAAAUAUAUGCAUUAUCAUCUUAUUUGUCUCCUUCCUCAAUGGUAAUUACAGCAGUAAAUGACCUAUCCAACUGAUCAUAUCCUGUUGGCAAAAGGAAGAUAGAAACUAGUUACAUUAGGAUGCCUCAACUCCUUCAGAAUGAAUAUUUCCAAAUUCUCUAGGUCAGAAAGAGAUGAUGGGAUGGACUCGAUGUCCUCAAAAACUGCUACAGGACCUCGGAUCAAGUAGCAAUUUUAUUGCGUUCCCCAAAGAGCUAGCCAUACUUAUCGAAUCCAUACCCAACACUCCAAGAUGGCAAGAUGUCAGAGAUGAUGGAUAUCCUAAGGGCAUCUUGAUUUUUAUCAGUGGUGGCAGAGCGCAUCGGAGAUCAGUAUGAUCAGAGUUCACUCACUUGGAUUCUUGAAAUUUGAUUCUUUAUCUGUUUCUUUUCGCCCUCCCUUCCCCACAAACAAAGAACGGAAUAAGGUGCGAUAAAUUGGAGCAUGAUUACCUUCAAGAUCCACAUGAGUAAACCCCAAGUAUUAACAUUUAUAAACUUUUAUUCAAAAUCCCAUUCGUUUAUUCAAAAUCAAAUUUGGGUCUCAAGUAUUAACAUUGAACUAGAAUGGUUCCAAAC